Molecule: messenger RNA, 2940 nt
Organism: Pelobates fuscus (common spadefoot toad)
Lineage: Eukaryota; Metazoa; Chordata; Amphibia; Anura; Pelobatidae
Gene: ABHD6
Product: abhydrolase domain containing 6, acylglycerol lipase
Exons: 9
Coding region: 149-1153 (334 amino acids)
Biological process (GO): acylglycerol catabolic process
Cellular component (GO): mitochondrion
Molecular function (GO): monoacylglycerol lipase activity
Source: RefSeq, a predicted model, not a curated record
UUAUGGAAGCUAUGUAAUGAAAGUGCGGCAGUUCCGGGUCGGAUCUGUCAUCCCUGCAUUGUGAUCCCGGCACUGAUUGGGGGUAACGGCUCACCUUCUGGACCGCUGAUCAGAACUGAACCUGAAGACAGACCCAAACUGAACAAACAUGGAUCUCGAUAUUGUGAAUAUGUUCCUGAUUGCAGGUGGUACACUUCUGAUCCCAAUUCUGGCCUUCACUGCAUCCUUUCUCGUAUGGCCGGCUGCUCUGAUUAACAUCUAUUACUGGUACUGGCGACGGACGCUGGGUAUGCAGGUUAAAUAUGCCAACUAUGGAAAUUAUACAUUUUGUUACAUUACCAGAGGGAGACCAGGCCCCAAACCUUCUUUAUUAAUGUUACAUGGAUUCUCUGCCCAUAAAGACAUGUGGCUGUCUGUAGUUAAGUUCCUACCUAAGCACCUUCACCUGGUGUGCGUGGACAUGCCUGGUCAUGAGGGAACUACUCGGUCUGCUUUGGAUGACUACACGGCCAAUGAACAAGUUAAAAGAAUACACCAGUUUGUAGAAAGUAUCAAUCUGAAUAAGAAACCAUUCCAUCUCGUGGGCACUUCGAUGGGUGGAAAUGUGGCUGGUGUUUAUGCUGCUCAAUAUCCAGCUGAUAUCUGCUAUCUGUCUCUGAUAUGCCCUGCUGGCCUUCAAUAUCCAAAUGAUAGUAAAUUCCUGAAACAACUGAAAGAAUCAGGCGAUCCACAGAAAAUCUCUCUCAUUCCAUCAACGGCAGAAGAAAUGGGGGAAAUGCUGAAGCUCUGCUCCUACGUGCGAUUUAAAAUUCCACGGCAGGUUUUGCAGGGCCUUGUCGAUGUACGCAUUCCUCACAAUGAAUUUUACAGAAAACUGUUUUUAGACAUAGUCAGGGAGAAUUCACGUUACAGUCUACAUGAGCACAUGGCUAAAAUCAAAGCUCCUACCCAAAUAAUAUGGGGCAAGCAGGAUCAGGUGCUGGAUGUUUCCGGAGCUGAUGUUUUGUCUAGUUCGAUACCUGGAAGCCAGGUGGAAAUACUAGAAAACUGUGGACACUCAGUGGUUAUGGAGAGACCCAGAAAAACUGCUAAACUAAUAGUGGACUUCUCAUCAUCGUUGAAAGACGGGGAGAACCACAAAAAGCAAGAUUAAUAUUCAGGAUGCCGAGGGUACUGCAGUUCUUUGGAAACUCUGAGAUCCUCAAGGAAAUUGUAGAACAUUUAGGAAUGCCAUUUAGUUCCUAGUGGACAUAAUGAUCGCUAGAAUGUUUGACUGAGCUACAAAAAGGCCCAAUGGGCAAAGUUUCAUGGACACUGAUCAUAAAGGCCACGAGUGGUCUUUGGCAAAUAUAUGGCCGAGUAACCAAUACUCACUCAAAGUAAAGUAUAUUGCUCAGCUCACAGGAGUCUGUUCAUGACGCAGACAUGUAUGCCUCCAUAGGCAGCUAUGAUCAAAACCUUGUGAUUAUCGACUCACAAUCUUGUGUACGACACUAAAUAUUAGAUAUCUGUUCUGCCUGUUGAUGGAAACACACAAAACAUUCGGGAAAAAACUGUUAUAUUAAAUGCCAGUAGUGGGAAGGGGGUAUAUUAGAUAAUAACUUGUAGGUGUAGCCAGUUAUAAAUUUACUGUUGGAAAAUUAAGCAAAGAACUAUAGGAGCGACUGCAGGAGUAUGUAAAAUAUCACUGGACAUUUGCACAUACGUGUAAAAUAAGUGCCAGAAAAAAACAAAACUCUUUGACAACUGUAGCAUUGCUGAAAAAAAAAUAUCUCACAGAUGGAUGGGGUUCAUUUAAAAUGUUGUCAAUAGAUUUAGAAAAAGUCACCUUAGAUAAAUGUACAACACAGGAAUUUAACGCCAUAUCUUAUUGAUUUUUAAUGUGUUCAAAAUUGCUACAAUUUUGAAAAAUUGCAUAUUUUCACUCCAUAUAUGUAUUUACAUUCCAAUCGGCACCAGAACCAGCAUACCCUGUAGAACGCUGGGUAAGUGCAGCGGGAAAGAUUAGGGUACUUUAUAAAAAUGGUAGAAGUAUGUGUACUGAUGGAAGCUGGCCAUACUGCAGUAUGUCAUAUAAGUGAAGUGUCUAGGGUGUCUGUAGAGUAUAGAGCCUUUAUUCACACUUUUCCCCUUUGGUGUCAUUAUGAUGUUAUUGUGAUUUUCUGUUGGCUGCUAAAAGAACUACAGGGUUAUUCAAUAAAGUGUGAACCACUUGGAAUUCAAUGUGAAUUUCAAAUUUAGACCAAAAUAGCUGAUCUGGGAAAAGCUUGGGCUUUACGAAUUUUUCCGAUUUGGCUUUUCUGGUUUAAAAUAUUAAAUUCAUUUAGAAUUUCUGACACUUCAUACUUUAGUAAUUACUGCCUGUAUGUUGACAAACUGUAUCAAGGACCAGGUCUAAAUGACAUUGAUGCAUUAUAAGCAGUGAUAUGUGUAUCAUAUUCCCACCUGGAAAAAAAGUCACUCAGUAGCUCUUUAACAAAUGCAACUUGUUGUAUGCAAUGAAUGUUUGCAAAAUGGUUUUUUAGUAAUUCUAAAUGUACUACACCAAGUACUGUAAUUCUUUAUAAAACCUCUGAGAUCACUGGCAAAAAAAAGUCUAGACAUGCAAUAGCUCUUCAACUCUUAGCCGUCCAAGUUAAAAAAAAAAAAAAAAAAUGAAAUCAAGAUGAACUGUUCCAUAAUGUGCAGACAAUACCGACCAAUUGAUUUGUAUCUGAAUUAUAGAUGGAGCUGUUGUAUUGGCUAUACUAAGCUGCAGUGUUUGAAAUAUGCACAACAUACUGUGAAAUCAAAUAAGGAUAAGCCUGAUAAUUUUGCUUCCUGAUGCACAGCAUGCCAAACUUUAUACUUCUUAUAUAAAAUGAGGUUAUUUGUCAUUUAUUUAAUUUAUUUACUUGUUAAAAUUGUGUUAAACCACUAGAUGUCUAUGUAGAGCUCAUU